Molecule: messenger RNA, 1557 nt
Organism: Fonsecaea monophora
Lineage: Eukaryota; Fungi; Ascomycota; Eurotiomycetes; Chaetothyriales; Herpotrichiellaceae
Exons: 2
Coding region: 1-1557 (518 amino acids)
Source: RefSeq, a predicted model, not a curated record
AUGCCUCCGAAGCGCACAAUUGGAGGUGCGCACACAUCUGCAACACAAGGACCACCCGACCUUCUACUACCCUCACCAAAUGCCCCAAGCGUCGAGUCCCUUCCACUCCGGUCUAUACAACCAGAUUCGACAGCGACUGGAAGCCCACUGGAGCCUUUGCAACCCACACGAGGGAAACGGAAACGCGAAUUUAAAGACGAGAAACCGGACAAGCGACGACAGGAAGGUUCACAGUCGGUGGCGGAGUUGCCUCCAUCCAAGGACCUUCUCAAUUGGGAGAAUCUGGAAAAGCUCAAUAGCGAGACAGCAUCGGAGACAUGCGACUGGAUGGCAGAAAAAAAGGGAACAGUCUCGCGACGAUCGAGCACGGCAGAGAUGAACCAGGAUACAGCGUCCGUGUCCUCGCAGAAAACAUCUCUCGCGCUUUGCAAUUACCGCCUGAAUUCACUGGACCGUGCCAGAAUAGUCUUUCAGCACCGAUGUAUUUCAGAACACCUCGAGCACAGAGUCAACGCCAUCGUCCAACCUAAGCUCGAUAAAGAAAGGGAGAAACUCGUUUUCGCGAUCGCAGAUGACUUGUGCAAUGACUUUCCUGACGCCCUGGAAGUCGCGAGUGGAGAAGAUGAUUGCGCCGAAUUGAUAUAUCAGGCACUGGAAGCAAUGAAUCGCCAGCUAUUCGGCAAAGCUUUUGCCUUCCGAAGGAAAGCAGGUACUGUAGACUUUGCGUACCAGCACUAUCGUUCUGCUAACUUGAGCUUAGAGUGGGACCCUGCCCUGAAACCUAUGGUUCAACGAAAAUCCUACCGCUCUGGUGCUCCGCACAAGUCUCUCAACGACAUAGGCUUCUCCGAUGACCGCCCGAACAAGCGGCAGCAGGCAGAGACGUCUUACGUUUCGCCAGGGGCCACCGAGAUAACCAUGCCGCCACCGCCGCCACCUCCGCCAAAGCUUGACAAUAACUGUGUCAAGAACGCUCGCCCGGACAUUACGAUAGGAUUUCCCCGCGCGGUCGUCGCCAAGAAAUUGGUGUCGUUGGGCGUCAACAAGCUGGACGCCGAGGAGAUGUUGAAGGAUCUGCAGUACGAACAGGAACUUUUGUCCAACCCCACCCUUCCCGCACUCCAUAUACGCUUUCCAUCCAUGGUCGUGGAAGGGAAGUCGUACGCGACUGGCAAGAGCAUGUACGAGGCAGAGAACCAGGCCGCUGGAUCUGGAAGCUGCAUGCUCGUCAUGCAGGGCCGGCUCGCCGAGCUCACUGAACGUCGCUCGCCAGGAACCGACCAAGGCAAGAAGGACCCUCUCGCCUUCUCCAUCACCCAUGAAGGCCCCAUCCUCCUGCUCUGGCUACAUUAUACCACGUCGCUGGAAAACGCCCGCUUCUACAACUUGCACGUCCUGAGCGUUUGUCACGCGACGAUCCGGUCCACGACCAGGGAAUUCUUUAGAGCGUUGGCGUGGGUCAUGGGCUGGGCCAGCACCGAGUUUUUGGACGACGUCGCCGCGCAAUUGGUGUUGAUUUGGAAAUCUACACAAACACAGAAGAAGCAGACUGUGUAA